AACCAACCCCAGCCUAAUUCCGUCCCCCGCUGCUCGAUCGCCCAUCACAACGCGUAGGAUCCAAGCGACCUUCCCCUCACCACGCCGAGCAUGCAGGACCCGGUCGCGUCAUGCUGACGACUCGCUCACGCGAGCCCCCCGGGCCCCGGUCGUUUCACACUCCGGUCAUGUGGGCGCGCGUCGCCGGCGACACCGGGCUUCUACGUUAGGCCCUAAAUGCGCGCAACAUACGCCCGUCAGGCCGUCACGCACUUAAACUCGGUGUGUGGACUUGUGCACCAACUAGACGGCCGGCCGCGGCUGGUGUGGACUGCGUGGAGUGUGGACGCCGGUGCUUUCAGCUCCGCUAGCUCCAAAAGUCCUGCGCGAUGGACCUACACUACACCUACUGCGGUACGGCACGAUGAUCAGAUGACAUGUAUCUGCAUCAUUGCAUGACAGCUCGUUAAUUUCUUCAGGUUAACCAGUAGCACCUGUUCUCUCUCCUUGACACGUUGCCACGUGUACAGUAGCAUCAGUUCAAUCCACCGUGGCUUACCUGCUCCGCUUUUCGGUGGCCGCCGGCCGGCCGCGGUCACGACCUCACGGGGAUCACGCCGCGGCCCACGCCGCCCGGCCCGGUCACUUCGAAACCCCAAUCAUCCGGGAGCCAUCGGAUGAUAUUUUCUUGCUAACUUCUACGGAGUAUACUCUUGUUAGAUGUACGUUGAGCUGAUUUUUUCCUCGACAGACACUUGUGAAUUAGCUCGGGUGUGCUUGUUGGCGGUGUGCUUUGGCGUACUCCACAUUGAUGCCCCCCAUUAAUCCGCUCACAUGUCCACACCUACCCGUCGCCGCACACCUGGCCAGCUGGGGGUCUCCAGCUUUGUUUCCCUUUCCCCGCCUCGCCUCACCGACGCCGCCACGUUGGCCAUGCCGCCGCCACGUCGGCACCCUCCCCCGUGACCUCCCCAGCCGCCGCGCCAACAGCGACGCCGCCUAUAUAUACCGGCCGGGACCGAGAAGGGGUCCCCGUCGAGCCAGCUGAGCCGAGACUAGCUCGACGGCGCCGAUCCAGGGUCACCGCGCGACGACGAUGCCGCUGCAGAACGGCGCGCGGGCCGCGGCGGAGGCGCAGUGGCAGCACGGGAAGCCGGCGGCGCCGCCGAGGCGGCGCGCCGGCGCGGCGGUGGCGCUGCUGCUGCUCCGCGUGGCGGCGCUGUGCACCUCCGCGGCCGCGGCAGCGCUCGCGGCCACCCACGGCGCCGCGCUCCGCCGCGCGCCGUUCCGGUUCCUGCUGGCGGCCGACGCCAUCGUGGCCGUCUACUCGGCGUUCGAGGCGGCCGCCGCGGCGUGGGAGGCGGCCACGGGCGCCACGCUGCUGCCGGAGGCCAUGCAGCUCUGGUUCGACUUCGGACACGACCAGGGCUUCGGGUACAUGGCGCUGGCGGCGGCGGCCGUCGCGGCGCGGGACGCGGCGUCGUGCGGCGGCGGCGGAGGAGGGCGGGAGUGGAGGAGCGCCGCCGGAGGCGCGGCGGCGUGCGCGCGGGCCGACGCCGCGGUGGCGCUCGGGUUCGCGGGGUUCGCGUUCCUGGCGCUGGCCGCGCUCGUCACCGGCUUCCGGGUCGCCCGCUUCCUCGCCACCGGCUCACGGUCCGCGCCGCCAUCGACCUCCGACUACUGAUCGGGCGUUCCGGUAGAGCUGAUCGGACGAGCCGCUGGUAGGUAGUAGUAUAGCGUGCUGUUGUGUGUGUGAACGGCGAGUGCUAGAGCAAAGUUGCUUUGGCAGCUGAAGAAAAUCAAAGCACAGUGUUGGUUGCCUAUAGUACUAGUUAGUUCUGUUUAGUUUUGUUUGGUUUUACGUGACUAAAGUUUACUCCUGUCACAUCCUAAAUAUUAAAUAUAAGUUAAUUACAAAA
Messenger RNA from Setaria italica (foxtail millet), 1898 nucleotides. RefSeq names its product CASP-like protein 4C1. The transcript is spliced from 2 exons. NCBI's taxonomy places the organism in Eukaryota, Viridiplantae, Streptophyta, Magnoliopsida, Poales, Poaceae. The record is from RefSeq and is a predicted model, not a curated record. Bases 1076 to 1663 code for a protein of 195 amino acids.